AUGGAAUUCAGCAGAGAAAUAUUGUUCAACGAGAUCAACAGACAGAUGUGUGUCAACAUUUUACACGCCAAUAAGUCGAUAGGCAAGAUCUCCUUCCAGCGACUUGCGCUAGAACUACAUUGCUCUCCACGCACUUUGUUGUUUACGAGAGACACAGACUACACAGUCUCCACCGUUAAACGAUGUGCAUUGAUGGGAUCUUGUGUGGGAGAUGCAUGCUCACAAGUUCGGCCCUCAACCACCAUUCCAGAGCUGGCCAAUGUAUCUCGAUAUCCAGGAUAUUCCGGAUGUGAGGCAUCCUGUGGAAGUAUCUUCUGUGGUUGCCCUACCAUGCUACCUUCGUGUACAUUUUAUCGCAUUGCGCACAUUCCCAGAUCAAACUUCGUAUACGAAGUUGUUGAAUGCAUGGAAUGGAAGCCCAUAGUACGACUGCGAGUGCAGAUUUCAUUGUACAACAUCAACAUUUCCAGAACUCUCGCUCUCAGACCAUACAUACCGCAGAAGAUAGAAGACAUCGCUGUAACUGUGAUCUCUCUUGCCAAGCCUACGAGCCCCAUUUUGCACAGUAGAUUUGCAGUCACAAGCAACGAAAUAUUGGCUGUACCGGAAGGGUACAAAUUUCCGGUGGAAUGUUACACAAGAGAACAAGCCUCACGCAGCUUCCACCUGUGCAAAAAUCGAAUGAUUUGCAACUGUGACGUUAGUCACGAGCCAACCCGAUGUGACUGUCCAACGCACUCCAUAUGGCGCAUAAGAAAGGACGUAUCUAACGUGUUUCCGAUUUCGACCCCAUUCGUGAGAAUCACUGGUGAAAAUGAAUCGAUCAUCGCUCAUUCCACGAAGGAAGAAAUGACAAUAUCCAUCGAGUCCAAGCUCAUGAAAGGAAGUGCCGAAUACUAG
Molecule: messenger RNA, 900 nt
Organism: Ostertagia ostertagi
Lineage: Eukaryota; Metazoa; Nematoda; Chromadorea; Rhabditida; Trichostrongylidae
Source: the annotation of a GenBank genome assembly